AUGGAGAAAGGUGGGAACAUACAACUGGAGAUCCCUGACUUCAGCAACUCUGUCCUGAGCCAUCUAAACCAGCUGCGCAUGCAGGGACGCCUCUGUGAUAUUGUGGUCAACGUGCAAGGACAAGCUUUUCGGGCUCACAAAGUGGUCCUGGCUGCCAGCUCACCCUAUUUCCGGGAUCACAUGUCCUUGAAUGAGAUGAGUACUGUCUCCAUUUCAGUCAUCAAAAACCCCACUGUUUUUGAACAGCUCCUCUCUUUCUGUUACACGGGGCGGAUAUGCCUGCAACUGGCAGAUAUCAUCAGCUACCUGACGGCUGCCAGUUUUCUGCAGAUGCAGCAUAUUAUCGACAAAUGUACACAGAUCCUGGAGGGUAUUCAUUUCAAAAUUAACGUGGCGGAAGUUGAAGCCGAGUUAAGUCAAACGAGGACAAAGCAUCCAGAAAGACCUCCAGAAUCGCACAGGGUCACACCAAAUCUAAACCGUUCCCUUAGCCCUCGGCAUAACACCGCAAAGGGAAACCGGCGAGGUCAGGUGAGCGCUGUGUUGGAUAUCAGGGAGCUCAGUCCUCCCGAGGAGUCCACCAGCCCCCAGAUAAUUGAACAGAGCUCUGAUGUCGAGAGCCGGGAACCCAUUCUUCGAAUCAACCGAGCAGGACAGUGGUACGUGGAGACAGGAGUAGCAGACCGAGGGGCCCGCAGUGAUGAUGAAGUCAGGGUCCUUGGAGCCGUACACAUCAAAACCGAGAAUCUGGAGGAGUGGCUCGGGCCUGAGAAUCAGCCUUCCGGAGAAGAUGGGAGUAGCGCAGAGGAAGUCACAGCCAUGGUGAUUGACACCACAGGCCACGGUUCUGUGGGACAGGAAAAUUACCCUUUAGGAUCUUCGGGAGCCAAGGUGGCUCGGCCAACAAGCAGUGAAAUUGACAGAUUUAGCCCCUCCGGCAGUGUUGUUCCCUUGACCGAGAGACACAGAGCCAGAAGUGAGUCUCCUGGGAGAACGGAUGAGCCUAAGCAGCCCAGCUCCCAGGUAGAGGAGUCCGCAAUGAUGGGAGUAAGUGGCUAUGUGGAGUAUCUCCGGGAGCAAGAAGUAUCUGAGCGGUGGUUCCGGUACAACCCCCGUCUCACCUGCAUCUACUGCGCCAAAUCUUUCAACCAGAAGGGGAGCCUGGACCGCCACAUGCGCCUGCACAUGGGUAUCACGCCAUUUGUCUGCCGCAUGUGUGGCAAGAAGUAUACCCGGAAAGAUCAGCUAGAGUAUCACAUCCGCAAGCACACAGGUAACAAACCCUUCCACUGUCACGUUUGUGGCAAAAGCUUCCCCUUCCAGGCCAUCUUGAAUCAGCACUUUCGCAAAAACCACCCUGGCUGUAUACCCCUGGAGGGGCCUCAUAGCAUCUCCCCUGAAACAACUGUCACAUCUCGAGGACAAGCCGAGGAAGAGUCACCUUCUCAAGAAGAGACAGUUGCUCCUGGGGAAACUGCCCAGGGCUCUGUGUCCACCACUGGGCCAGAUUGAAACUUUGAGGGGGAGGGGGCAGACCCUCUUCCCCUUUGGGCCGUCAGCAGCCAGCAUCAGGGCCCUGGGCUGGUACUUAGAUUUACAAAAUGCCACAUCACCAGAUCGGAAGAUGCGCCCAAGAUGUUGCCAAACUAGAGGAUGAGCAACAUACACAGAAGCACUAGAGGCUCUUCCCCUCCUCCUUCCCACCUCAUCCUUUGGAAAAUAAUCAAGCAAAUCAACUUUCUAAUUCAGGGAUCAACAGCCUUGGUUUGUUAACUUUAUAAGAAAAAAUUUUUUAACAAAACAAUGAUACAUGGUCAUUUAUCUACCAGUCAUGUUUGAACACUGUACUUGGGUCCAUAUCAUCCUGGUGGCUAUAAUUGCCCAGAUCUGAAAAAACAGCAGGAGCCUUGGUCAUCUGAACCAGCCAGCCACAGGAGA
Messenger RNA from Enhydra lutris kenyoni (northern sea otter), 1938 nucleotides. RefSeq names its product zinc finger and BTB domain containing 37. The record is from RefSeq and is a predicted model, not a curated record. NCBI's taxonomy places the organism in Eukaryota, Metazoa, Chordata, Mammalia, Carnivora, Mustelidae. Gene Ontology annotation, biological process: regulation of transcription by RNA polymerase II. Gene Ontology annotation, molecular function: protein binding; RNA polymerase II cis-regulatory region sequence-specific DNA binding; DNA-binding transcription factor activity, RNA polymerase II-specific. The transcript is spliced from 3 exons. The coding region runs from base 1 to 1512 and encodes 503 amino acids.